CUCUCCCUAACUCACUCUAAUCACAAUGGAUUCUUCUAAGCCAAACGGUGAAGCCAAUGAUUCAACUUCUCCUCCAACAAAAAUUGUUCCAAAAUCCAAACUAAAUCCAAAUGCAGCUGAGUGGAGAUUGGCAGAUAAUCGAGUAAGCGAAAAAGAAAGAUGUCUCUACAUAACAUUUUCGAUAUGGAACCCAUCUUCAAUCAGUGCAGAUGAGAUUGCUAAAUAUUUUAACAAUGAAUAUAGACACAAUAUAUAUGGACAAAGGUGUGUGCAAUCAGUUGUGUUUUAUCCGAGAAAUGAUGGUCAAGAUCAACCACUAAGUGCUAAAGUUAUUUUUAAUUCUUCAAUUGCACCUUUGACUAUUUUGGAAGGACAAAAGGAAGCCUAUUUAUUAAUCAAUUCCAAAUUCAUGUGUUGCAAAAAAUACCAACCAAAGAAAAAACAACGCAAGGAUCGGAAAGUACGUGGAAUAAACAUAUAGGUUGGAUCUAUCUAUUGCAAAAUUAAACUUGGAUUUUAGAUUCUGUCAACAACAAAAAAAACUUGAGUUUUAGACUCAAUGGAUUGGAGAGACCUGACAUGUGUGAAUUAAGCUUGAAAGAAUAGUUGUCAUGUGUCAUGUAUUGAAAAAAUGGUAUGUUUAAAUAUCUUUAAAAUAAAUAUUUAGUAGUGAACUUUUUAUUUAA
Molecule: messenger RNA, 686 nt
Organism: Cicer arietinum (chickpea)
Lineage: Eukaryota; Viridiplantae; Streptophyta; Magnoliopsida; Fabales; Fabaceae
Source: RefSeq, a predicted model, not a curated record